AUGCCUGGAAUCCUACCCAUGAAGGUGAUCAAGGUGGGCACCAGCUCCCAGAGCCGGAUAGCCCAGGCCUGCGAUAGAUGCCGGAGCAAGAAGAUCCGCUGCGACGGCAUCCGGCCGACAUGUUCGCAAUGCGCCAAUGUCGGCUUCGAGUGCCGCACGAGCGACAAGCUGAGCCGCCGCGCCUUCCCCCGCGGCUACACCGAGUCUCUCGAGGAGCGCGUGCGUCAGCUCGAAAACGAGGUCAGAGAACUGAAAGACCUACUGGACGAGAAGGACGAGAAGAUCGACAUGCUGUCGAGAAUGCACGGGAACCACAGCCACGCGACCCAUCGCAGCCCUUCUGUCGCAGCGCCGACGCACUCGCCGGCGUCCGCGGCCGACGCGAGGAAAGACGCCGGGACCCCGGCGAAGGAGGAUACUUUCCGCGUGCAGGCGUCGCCGUUGUUGCUUGGCGUCGAGAACUCAGACUCAUACUUUAUGGGGCCGUCGAGCGGCCGUGCCUUUAUCGAGGCGUUCAAGCGCAAGAUGCAAGAGAACGGUAAAGCUUGCUCAGAUUUCAACCCAGAAGCCUUUUUACACAUCCAGGGCUGCCAUCCUCUAACGAUAAAAUCGCCGGACAAGUCUCUGAGAGUGCCGCCGCGUCUGUUUUCUGACCGCUGCGUCAACGUCUACUUCCAAGAAUGGGCGCCCUUGUUCCCUGUGUUGCACAAGCCGACGUUCCUCCACAUCUACGAGGAAUUCGUCUCCGACCCGGAGAAGGUCAAGAACAACCACAAGAUCGCCCAGCUGUAUCUGGUCUUUGGCAUUGCGGCGCUGGGUACCGACCAACCCGACCUCGAGCAGAUCGCGGCUUGUGAGCAGCAAUGGCACCGCGCCGUUGAUGCCGUCCUCAUGGAGAACACCAUGGUCACCCUGCAGUGCCUUGAGUUGGCCCUUCUCUACUGCAUCGUGAGAGCGGAUUACAAGCGCCUCCAGCACUACAAGGGCAUCGCGGUAGGCUUGUCUCACCGCCUCGGGUUGCACCAGAGCCAGAAGCGCUUCUCUUUCGGGGCGCUCACUAUCGAGACCCGUAAGAAGGUCUUCUGGACGCUCUACACCUUGGACUGCUUCUCUGGAGCCAUUCUCGGCCUGCCGAAACUUCUCAAGGAGGAUGAGAUCCACACCGAGUACCCGUCAGAUACCGACGAUGAGUACGUGACUGAGAAGGGCUUCCAACCAACUCUUCCCGGCGAGUACACUCGUCUGUCGAGCGCCCUCGCACUCUUCCGCUGCUGCCGAAUCCUCGCCAAGGUCAUGGAAAAGAACUACCCAGCAGCCACGUCCCACGAGCUAUCGUUGCAGCAAAUGUCUGCCAUGGAGGCCGAGCUCGACGAGUGGUGCGAAUCUCUACCUACCCAUCUCAAACUCACCUUUAAGCAAGACAAGCCUUCGACCGACAUUACUGGAAGUCGUUCUCCGUUGCUCGCGCUUGCGUACUACUACACUAAAACGCUCAUUUUCCGCCCUGCGGUCGGCUCCUCGCUUGGCCACAAAGCGGCACCCGCGCUGAUGUCGAUUGCCGAGUCCGCCAAGCACGUUGUUCAAAUCAUUCAAUUGCUCGAAGAACGCAACAUGACCUUCUCUUUCUGCCUCAACAAGACAGAUACCCUGGUGCUCUGUGGCGUCACUCUUCUGUACCAGAGCUUUGAGUUGAAGCAGGACAGCAAGAUGCUCAAGGAUGUGGAGCGUCUCGUCAACAGUGUCCUCCAAAUUCUCACAAAAGCGAAGGCCCCAGGAUCUUUCGAUCUGAAGCGCGUAGCUGGCAUACUCGUUCGACUCGACGAGGCCAACCUGCCCACUCCGCCGCAGCAGAGCCCAGAAUCGUCCAUGCCCGCGUCAGCGCCCAAGAAGAAGUCACCUCAACAGACUCUCGGUCGCUUGCCGAGUGCCGCCGCUAGCGAGAGCGACCUAAUCCAGCAGCAAGAGAAGAUGCGCCGCAUGACCAUGCCCAGCAUCCAGAGCCGUCCCGAAUUGUACCGAUCCCGCUCCAAACCGUCGGACAAUCCGCAACAGCAAGACAUGGCCGCUCGUCGCGACCAGCGGCUUUCCAUGUCCCAAAUCUCUAACCGCAUCCGCAUGUCGUCAAAACAGAACCUCGACUACCUAUCCCUCAGUAGCACGCCCAACGCCUCCUCGCCACCGUCACCAACCUCGGCACGCCUGCACCAGCACCUUCUGGCCGCAGCACACCAAAACCUCUACGCCCAGCACCAGCAGCAACAUAAUCAACAGCAGCCACAGAAGGUCUCCGGCGUGUCCACGUCAGAAUGGGAAGCCCUUCUAGGCUCAAUGGACGGCGGGCUGAACAACGUCUACGACGCCAUCUACGGCGGCGGAGGCAGCGCCUUGCCGACCAUGGGCGAGACGCCGGCGUCAUCGUCGACGGGGCUAGACAGCUGGAGCCCCGACUCGUGGGAUCUGGCCAAUUUCAACAUUGGCGACUUUGCUACGAACCCGGCACCGCCACAGAGCGUGCCGAGCGUUAGCGAGGAGAGCCUCAGUUCUGGAGAGGACCUGGCAACAAGCGAUCUGAAUCUGAGCGUUAGUAGUCUGGAGUAUCGGAACGCACUGCUCGCAUCAUGCAGUACGAAUGGUGACGGGCUUUUUCUUGACGGGCUAGAUGGCAACUACGGGCUGUGA
Colletotrichum spaethianum is the source of this 2679-nucleotide messenger RNA. Its product is annotated as transcriptional activator protein acu-15. Gene Ontology annotation, biological process: DNA-templated transcription; regulation of DNA-templated transcription. Gene Ontology annotation, molecular function: DNA binding; zinc ion binding; DNA-binding transcription factor activity, RNA polymerase II-specific. The record is from RefSeq and is a predicted model, not a curated record. The transcript is spliced from 3 exons. NCBI's taxonomy places the organism in Eukaryota, Fungi, Ascomycota, Sordariomycetes, Glomerellales, Glomerellaceae. Bases 1 to 2679 code for a protein of 892 amino acids.